Pogoniulus pusillus (Red-fronted tinkerbird) is the source of this 2366-nucleotide messenger RNA. RefSeq names its product STEAP4 metalloreductase (gene STEAP4). The record is from RefSeq and is a predicted model, not a curated record. The transcript is spliced from 5 exons. The coding region runs from base 57 to 1475 and encodes 472 amino acids. Gene Ontology annotation, cellular component: endosome; plasma membrane. Gene Ontology annotation, biological process: copper ion import. Gene Ontology annotation, molecular function: ferric-chelate reductase (NADPH) activity; cupric reductase (NADH) activity. NCBI's taxonomy places the organism in Eukaryota, Metazoa, Chordata, Aves, Piciformes, Lybiidae.
AUCACCCAGGAAAGGACCCAGAUCACCAUAACCCUCCCAACAGGACCUAGAGCAAGAUGGCCACAGCCCCUCCUGCCAGCAUGGCUCUGGCUGCCAGCACUGCCAGCAAAAGGGACACAAUCUGCAUCUUUGGCACCGGGGACUUCGGCAGAGCUCUGGCACAGAAGCUGAUCCAGUCUGGGUACCCUGUGGUGUUCGGCAGCCGCAGCACGAAGCCAUCCAGCCUGGUGCCCAGGGGUGCCGAGGUGCUGAGCCACGUGGAGGCAGCACAGAAAGCUGCCAUCAUCAUCGUGGCAGUCCAGAGGCAGCACUACAGCUUCCUCAGCUCCCUCGCAGAAGCUCUCCAGGGAAAGGUCUUGGUGGAUGUCAGCAACAACCUGAAGAUAGACCAGUACCCCGAAUCCAACGCCCAGUACCUGGCCCAGCUGCUGCCUGAUGCCAAGGUGGUGAAAGCCUUCAACACGGUGUCAGCCUGGGCCCUGCAGUCGGGCACGCUGGAUGCCAGCCGCCAGGUGUUUGUCUGUGGCGACGAUGCUGAAGCCAAGAGGAUGGUGAUGGAGCUCGUGCGUGCCCUCGGCCUCACUCCCCUAGACCAGGGCUCGCUGCUGGCUGCUCGGCAGAUCGAGAACUACCCUCUGCAGCUCUUCCCCAUGUGGAGGUUUCCCAUCCUCCUGUCCCUCAGCCUCACCAUCUUUUUCUUCCUCUACUGCCUGGCUCUGGACGUCAUCUACCCCUACGUCUAUCGGAAGCAGGACUUGUCCUUUCUUAUUGCAGUCUCCAUCCCAAACAAGGUCUGCCCUGUGCUGGCCCUCGUCCUCCUAGGCUUGGUCUACCUUCCCGGGGUGCUGGCUGCCAUCCUGCAGCUGUGGCGAGGCACCAAGUACCGCCGCUUCCCAGGCUGGCUGGACAGGUGGAUGCUGUGCAGGAAGCAGCUGGGGCUGGUGGCCUUGGCCUUUGCUUCUGUGCACGUCUUGUACACCCUGGUCAUCCCCAUCCGCUCCUACAUCAGGUGGAGAACCAGCAGCCAGAUUGUCUCCCAGGCCCUGAGCAACAGAACACAGCCACUCGACACCACCAAUGCCUGGCUGAGUGACUCCUACCUGGCCUUGGGCAUUCUGGGAUUCUUCUUCUUUGUUCUUCUGGGAAUCACCUCUCUGCCUUCAGUCAGCAACAGUGUCAACUGGAGGGAGUUCAGGUUUGUACAGUCCAAGCUGGGGUACCUGGCGCUGGUUCUGUGCACUGCGCACACGCUGGUUUACGGCGGGAAGUGGUUCCUGGUCCCAUCGUCCUACAAGUGGUGCCUGCCUCCCAUCUACAUGCUGUCCCUCGUCGUUCCCUGCGCCGUGCUGGUGCUCAAGUUUGUGCUGGUGUUCCCUUGUCUGGACAAGCCUCUCACCCAAAUCCGGCAGGGCUGGGAGAGGAACCCCCAGCGCCCGGAGCCGUCGCACCUCAUCAUCAACAAGUCUGCCGUCUGAGCGCCCCCGGGCGGCGGCAGCAGGCACCAAACGCUCUGGGGGCUCUCCGAUGGAGCUCUCAGCCGCCUUUGGCUGGGCAGUGAGAGGGAAAGAACAGCACUGGCCCAAGCCCUGAGUGAAAUGAACCCAUCCCGAACACAAGCAGCAAGCACAAAGCCAAGCAGGCCUCUGAGACCCUGCACCCCAGGGGCAGGUCCCCCUUGCCUUGCUGUGUCCCCCUUGCCUCCCUCUUCCCCCUCCAUUCCUGAGAGGUGCUCCAUGUCCUCUCUCUGUCAUACCAAACUUCUCCAGGGCUGGGCACAACCAGAGCAACCUUCAGCAUUAGCUGCCAUCUGCUCCUCUUCUGUACCCUGCCCACUGGGGCUCAGCUCUGCACAGCCACCUCCACACCUCCACACAGCCCCAGGUGUUCCUGGGCACACACCACACUGCCAGAUGGAAGAGUGCUCUUCCUUCCAGCAUGACCUCAUCCUCCAGCAGCAUCAGAUCCAAGAGAGCUGUGGUCACGCCCCAGAGGCUCCUGAGCGAGAUCUGUGUGCAGCAUCUCUGAUGUUCAAAGCGUUUGGCUCAAGGAUUACUGAAUCCUUGCUUGUGCUGCUCUACCCGCAGCUGCAAUGGCAAGGGGCUGGAGGAGAAACCCAGGUGGGAGGAAGCUGGGAGAUGUCCUCACAGGCUUGAGCUUCUUCAGUGCAGCCACAAAGCCUUGAGUGGCUUUUGGUGUGAGCAGUGAGCAGUGAGGAAGGAAACCGAAGGGCACUCCUGUUGGGUCAGGGGGGGUCAUGUCCACCUUGUACCUCCUGAGGGUAGCACUGAUGAUUCGUCAGCACUGGGAUGCAACACUGCAGGCAUUCUAUGGAACCUCCACCCCUGAGCCACAAUAAAGGACUUCUU